Molecule: messenger RNA, 1233 nt
Organism: Aspergillus saccharolyticus JOP 1030-1
Lineage: Eukaryota; Fungi; Ascomycota; Eurotiomycetes; Eurotiales; Aspergillaceae
Product: histidinol-phosphatase
Exons: 4
Coding region: 90-1049 (319 amino acids)
Biological process (GO): L-histidine biosynthetic process
Cellular component (GO): cytoplasm
Molecular function (GO): histidinol-phosphatase activity
Source: RefSeq, a predicted model, not a curated record
CAUCGUGCAUCUUGGAAAUAUCCAGACAAAUUUUUGGAUACCUCCAACCAAGUCAAUUUACCCCUCCGCACCGCGGGGUAACAGUUAUCAUGCCAUUCACCCACCACAGUCACUCGGGCCAAUUCUGCCCCGGCCACGCCAAAGACAACCUGGAGGAGAUCCUCCAGCUCGCCAUCCAGAAGCGCUUCCACACCUUCUGUCUGACGGAGCAUAUGCCCCGACACCAAGAGGACUUUUACCCUGAAGAGAUCGAAGCCCAGGACACUGAAGCAUCUCACGUCGCCAACGAAGCCGCCUACUACACCGAAGCCACGCGUCUGCGCACCAAAUACGCCCCGCAACUCAACAUCCUCAUCGGCUUCGAGACGGACUAUAUCCGUCCCGCCUCACUGGCCCUCAUCCAGCAGAGCCUGGCCACCCACGACUUCGACUUCUUCAUGGGCUCCAUCCACCACACCUGCACCGUGCCUAUCGACUACGACCGGCCCAUGUACGAGGAGGCCCGGCGGCGGGCCGGCGGGACCGAUGAGGCGCUGUUCGCGGCGUACUUUGACGAGCAGCUCGAGAUGCUGCGGCAGGUGCGGCCGCUGGUCGUGGGGCACUUCGAUCUGAUCCGGUUGCAGAGCGACGAGCCGGACGGCAGUCUGCAGCGGUUUACGGGGGUGUGGGAGAAGGUGCGCCGGAAUCUGGCGUUCGUGGCCGAGUAUGGCGGAAUGCUGGAGGUGAAUUCGGCGGCGUUGCGGAAGGGGAUGCGUGAGCCGUAUCCUAUGGGGGAGAUUUGUCGGGAAUUCCUCGCCCUCGGCGGCCGCUUCUGCCUCUCCGACGACAGCCACGGCCUGGCCCAGGUAGGGCUGAACUACCACCGCGUGCUGCCGUGGCUCGAGGCGGUGGGCAUCACGACGGUGCAUUACCUGGCGGUGGCAGACGACGACGACAACGACGGGGAGGGGAUUGUCGAUCCUCGGUUCCCGCGCACGCGCAUUCGAGCCAUCUCGGUGGAGGAGAUGAAGAAGCUGCCGUUCUGGGAGGGGGCCCAGGCUGCAGCUUGAUUGUGUGGGAGGCUGGCUGCGUGCAGGCCUGGAUGCAUUGACUGCGGGGGUUUAGGGUCUGUGUGUGUGUGUGUGUGUGUGUGUGUGUGUGUGUGUCGGUGUGUGUCGGUGUGCUGCAGCGUACAUAUGUCUGCACUUUAAUUUACUUGUCACAUAUUUCAUCUCUAUGUAUCAAUUGAUCGAA